Cuscuta epithymum is the source of this 2032-nucleotide messenger RNA. Lineage: Eukaryota; Viridiplantae; Streptophyta; Magnoliopsida; Solanales; Convolvulaceae. The record is from the annotation of a GenBank genome assembly.
UUUCCGUCAUCCAAGCAGGAAGACAGUUGACUUUAGAGUUUAGAACAGUAGUAGACAUACGUGUAUAUUCCACUGUAACCUUAGCAAUUAGCAAAUGAUAGAUCUUGACUUCCGUCAUCCAAGCAGGAAGAAAUCUUGAAGAUCAAUGAAGAUAGCUAUUGUUUACUCCUUCCUCUUCCUGCUACGUCUACUGGUAUUCACCUCCGAGUCGGCGUCAUCUCCUCCGGCGGUAUGCAUACUCGGCAGCGGGAUCGGCGGCUCCUCUGUGGCACAUUUCCUGCGGACCUAUUCCAGUCCAUCUCAAGUGGGUUCGAUACGAAUGUUUGAACGCCAUGGUGUCGUCGGCGGCCGCAUGGCCACGGUCACAGUCUCCGGCGAGUCUUUUGAGGCCGGCGGCUCCAUUCUUCAUCCGAAGAACUACCACGCCUUGAACUUCACAAAUUACUUGAACCUUAAAGUCAAAAGGGCCUCAUCGUCGGAGUCCGAUUCUUCUUUUGGCAUUUGGGACGGCAGUAAGUUCGUGUUCAAAACACUGCCUUUAAACCCCAAGCUCUCGAUUCUUCAAAAGUUCGUGUCUUUCGCCAAUUCGGUCCUCAUUUUUCUCAGAUAUGGGUUCUCACUCUUUCGGAUGGAAAAUUUCGUCGAGGGAACUGUGGAUAAAUUCUUGAAGUUCUAUGAAGGAUUUGAGUCUAGGCCGGUGUUCGAGGAUGUAGAGGACAUGCUUAGAUGGUCGGGGUUGUAUAAUUUGACAAGAAGAACUUUGGAAGAAGAGUUGACUGAUGCUGGUUUAUCUACUACCCUUAUUCAAGAGCUUGUCACAGUUAUCACUAGAAUCAAUUAUGGGCAAAGUGUCACUAUGAGUGGUCUUGCUGGUGCAGUUUCAUUGGCUGGAUCUGGGGGAGGUUUAUGGUCAGUUGAAGGGGGAAAUUGGCAGAUGGCGGCUGGAUUAAUCAAUCGUUCAAAUGUUGAAUUGCACCUUGGUGAAGACAUAGAUUCAGUCUAUUAUUCAGGAAAACGAUACGAACUCAAGACAACAAAGGGGAAGAGUUACUUUUGUGAAGUUGUGGUGGUCGCUACACCCUUGGAUGAAUUGAAUAUUAAUUUUUUACCUGGAAUCACAAUCCCCGAUAGGAAAUUACAGCACACACAUACAACUUUCAUUAGGGGUCUCUUAAAUCCUUCUUAUUUUGGUUUGAGGUCAUUAUCAGAUCUUCCCGAAUUGGUUGGCACAAUAGAGACUUCUGAAGUCCCAUUUUCAAGCAUCUCGGUUCUCAAACGGUACAGCGAGCAUGAUAUGACUUACAAACUAUUCUCACGGAGUUACAUGGAAGAUGAUAUAUUGGAAAAAAUCUUUAGUGUGAGAAACAAGACGAUCAAAAUUGACUGGGGUGCAUAUCCUGUCUUUCAUGCCCCUGAGGUAUUUGCACCACUUAUUUUGGACGGCCAGCAUCUGUACUAUGUGAAUGCUUUUGAGAAUGCAGCGAGCACAAUGGAGACUAGUGCUGUAUCAGCUGAAAACAUAGCGCGCCUUGUCCUCUCCAGACUUGAAAUUGAAGCACUCAGCUCUGUCCCUGGAAGCUCCAGCGAUGCACUCAAGAUGCAUUCUGAACUGUAAGCUGGAAAUGGUUCCACCCUACAUAUAUCUUUUUGCUGGAAACUUUGCUACAUUUAAUAGAUUAUGCAUGAAGCUGCAUAUUAACAUAUGUGUAUAUAUAUAUAAUAUAAUAUAUACUUUGUAUGUUUAUAUAUUACUCCGUAUAUCGGUAUAUCCUAAUGUAUAUGUGAAUGUAAGCGUUUCCGCCUCAGGCUACGAUUAUAUAAUUGCGUCCUCCUUUGGCUAAAGGUUGGCAUUCUUGUCUUUCUUCUUUGUGUGUCGUGCUGAAUCUAUAAAGGAAAAACAAAUCAUAAUUCCAUAGAUUGAGGGGUGUAAUAGACACAUAUAUUUUAGGAUAUUAUUGUACCUUUCAUAUUAUUAUUUUCUAGUAUAAAUAUACCACGAGGCUACCUAAUUGGGUAAGCCAUUAUUCCAAAA